AGUCCAGCUAUGACUGUAAAUGACCAUAAAUGAACUGUAAAUUACAUUGCGGUGAGCUCCAUUCAUAUAGUUCUAUCACGUGCACGUGUAUACGCACGUUGACAACCGUAACCAUAGCGUGCCGAGGGUAUAUAAACACUGCACAAGGUUCCAAUCGUCCCUUUACACUUGCUCGUGGACUUGUUUCGACCUGCUCCAACCUCAGCCUGUGGAAAGCUAAGUUUUGGAAAACAUUUUACUGUAAACGGAUUUUACUUGAAAGCGACAACAAGUACUUCAUCUGUGGAUCGUUUGUACUUGUUUUUGUUUUUCAAGUUUGAAGAUGGCUCGCCGUGGACCCCGACUCAUCGACAGCCACCUGGACUUCGCUGCAGGGCGUCUUGACUAUGUGGUUGAACGCCCUGCAGAAGAAGGCCUUCCUGAAGUCAUCAGGAUCCUGGAUGACACUGAUACCCAGCGUAUCAGUGAAGGUGAGUGUGGUGAGUAUUUUUUCUCUCUCUCACUCUCCACCUCUUCUGGUGAAGCACAGGACACUGAUACCCAGCGUAUCAGUGAACGUGAGUAUGGUGAGUAUUUUUCCCCUCUCUCACCCUCACCCUCUUUCCAUGAAGCACCAUAUGCUGAUGACGGUGAACAGGAAGGUGAGUACCCCCCCUACCUACCUGUAGAUGAUGAAGAGGUGAGUGAACCGACUGACAAUUCAUCUGACUGGAACGACUCAGAAGAGUGGGGGGAUUGGCUUAGCGAUGACUCGGGGUACGACACCAUGGAUGAGAGAGAUGAUUCCCCUCUCAUCCGGGAGCACCCUCCAGAGCCGUUUUGGCACGAUUGGCAACCCCCUAUUGCUCCAGGUGCUGCCCCCAUCGGCCAGGCCAACGCCCCACUCUUCCCUCAAGUUGUUGUCCCAGUUGGUGAUCCGCCAGCUGCUCCUCCCUCAGCUGCUUCCUCUGCUGCUCCUUCCUCAGCUGCUUCCUCUGCUGCUCCUUCCUCAGCUGCUUCCUCUGCUGCUCCUUCCUCAGCUGCUUCCUCUGCUGCUCCUUCCUCAUCUGCUUCCUCUGCUGCUCCUUCCUCAUCUGCUUCCUCAUCUGCUCCCUCUGCUGCUCCUUCCUCAGGAAAGAGAAGCCGAGAAGACCUCUGCCCCGAAGAGGUAAGUGCAAAGAGGUGCAAGGUAAGUGACACGUUCGAUGCCCCUUCAACAUCCUCAGGUUCUUUUGGAGUCAGACGUUUCUGGGAGAGGCCUUUUGACUUUUCUCUUGAUGACAGUGACUCUGAUUAGUUUAUGUUAGAACAUGUUUUUAAACUUUGUAACUCUUAUAUUAUUGUAUUGUAUUGUUUUUUUUGUUGAUAUGUGACAUUAAUAUUACAUUGUAACUGAAAGGUAGUUUUGUAGUUGUUAUUAUUGUUAUUAGAUGGAGCUAACACCCCACCCAGAAGACAGCCUUACCCCGACCAACCCGAUGAGAAGGAUGGAUGACCAAGUGAAAAACUGGAGAGUGGUGCUGUGUUCCAACUAUGGAAGCUGAGCGUGGACAGAGCUGCACAGAGGACCAAAGAUCCACUCUCAGCACUUCAUACCUGAUUGGCCACAGCACCACCCCUCCUCACCUGGGUGAGGAGGGCCCUGACCCCACCUCCACAGAGGGAGUUGUGAACAUGCACUUCUGUGUCGGUGGGUUUAGGAGCCUCCUCACACACACACGGAUGAAGACUGUCACUGGAAGAUGUCUCCAUUGCAUCAGCAGGACCUAACCAUUUGUAAAA
Messenger RNA from Oreochromis niloticus (Nile tilapia), 1761 nucleotides. RefSeq lists its product as uncharacterized. Bases 323 to 1276 code for a protein of 317 amino acids. The transcript has 3 exons. The record is from RefSeq and is a predicted model, not a curated record. NCBI's taxonomy places the organism in Eukaryota, Metazoa, Chordata, Actinopteri, Cichliformes, Cichlidae.